Molecule: messenger RNA, 705 nt
Organism: Fraxinus pennsylvanica
Lineage: Eukaryota; Viridiplantae; Streptophyta; Magnoliopsida; Lamiales; Oleaceae
Source: the annotation of a GenBank genome assembly
AUGAAUGGUAUUUAUUCAGCCAUAAAAAAGGACAAAAAGUAUCCAACAGGAACUCGGACAAAUCGUGCUACAGCGACCGGUUUCUGGAAGGCCACCGGUAGGGAUAAGGCCAUAAAUCUAAGCAACUCCAAGAGAAUUGGAAUGAGAAAAACUCUUGUUUUCUACACUGGACGUGCACCUCACGGCCCGAAGACGGAUUGGAUCAUGCAUGAAUAUCGUUUGCACUACGAUUCUGCUGAAAUUCAGGAGGAUGGAUGGGUGGUUUGCAGAGUAUUCAAGAAGAAAAAUCAUACCAGAGGUUUCCAAACUGAAGUCAUUCAGGAUCAAGAACACACACUUUACAAGAAUCCCACUAUUGGUUCUACUAACUUGUGUCAGCCACAAUAUGAUAAUUCCUCAAUAAAUCUCCCAGAGUUAAUGAGUGCUGAAUCAUGCAGUGCACCUUCAUCGAACACCAUGCAGCAGGAUAUGAUCCAGUGCUCCCAGAACUUGAUGAGAUUGACAUCAAGAGUUUCUGGAUCAAGCUUGAUCAUGCAAAAAGAGAAGAUUAAUGGGAACGUUUCAUUUAUGGACAAGCUUUUGGCUACACAUCAAACCCUGGAUCAAAUCAAAUGCUAUCAGUUUUCACAAGUUCCUGAUUUCCCUCAGAUGUUUUCAUUGCCUUACCUUGGAUCUGAACCAGAUUUUUUAAACUUGUCCAAGUAG